This is a messenger RNA of Protopolystoma xenopodis, 456 nucleotides long. The record is from the annotation of a GenBank genome assembly. Lineage: Eukaryota; Metazoa; Platyhelminthes; Monogenea; Polystomatidea; Polystomatidae.
AUGCUGAUUGACCCGAGCAAAAUGAUGGCCGAUCUGACCGCCUGGCGACCGGUGCCUCCGCUGUGGCCACGUGAUCUGACCUCCGAGUCACCAGAUCAAUCCGAAGGACCCGCUCCUCUGCUCAGCCUCAGAGCUCUGGUCGAGACGGCCAGUGUCGGUGCCGGUGGCGCCAAGGCGACUGUACCAAGCACUAUUUGCCCGCCCGGUCAGUCGUCUGGGCCGGUGAGUCCGGACGAGGCGGCGAGUCCGGUCGUCUGGCGUGGUCACGUCUACUGGUUGGCUGGAAAGAAAGCGCGCGAUUUGUUCUCCGCCAACCCUUUGAAGUAUACCGCUGCGCAGGUGGAAACUCCACCGCUCCAGAUGCCGGUUCGUGUGGCCAUUGUAGGACCACCGAAAUCGGGCAAAACAACACGUAGGCAUUUGAGGCCAUUCUAUGCUUGUAGAUACGAAGAGUAA